AUGCCGCCACGAGAUAACACCACCUCCACAAGGCGACACCCUUCGCUAUCGCUUCGCCCACGCGCCCGAACCGCAGUUCAACCAGUUACACUCCCCAAGAACUUCACAUUCGAUCAGUGGCAAGACUUUGCCCUGGCUGGAGCGUGCUGCGACAGUGAUCUUAAUGACUCCGCUCUGGAGGAUAUCGAGCCUACCGUACAGGCGGUGCCCCGACGUCGUGCAGCCAAAAGUUUUUCAAGCUUGUGCCAUCCGGUGGAUGGUUUGGUAGCGCUCGGACGCCGCCUGUCGGUCACUCUUCGCAAUAAAUCGUCAAAGCACAAUUUGCAUGUGACGGUGGAGGAUGAAAACAAAGAAGGCCACUACCACCUUUCUGGCCACUCAGCACACAAGCGCAGUGCUGCGUCAGGAAACUGGAUUGUGCAGCCUCGAGAAUGGGCUAAGAGCCCUAGUGUCAAUCGACGCCCAUCCCUCAACAGCGUCUCUGCGCUACAGGGCUUUUAUGUACCCACAGGGGCAGUUCCCGCUCCUAUCCCGGGCCAUGGAUUGGAGCCGCCCAUCGUACCGAAUGAUAGGUUUUCUGGUGCAGCAGCUCGAGCUGCUGCCGCUGCCCAGAAUGAACAGAUGGAAAUAGCUAGAUUAGAGCUAGCUCGGAUAGAGCAGGGCAAGACUCUCGAUACGCAAGUGACGCAGGAUUCAGAGAGUGGCAUCGGGAUCGACUUGCGCGAUCGUUCUGAUUCCGAUACUCAAUUAGAUAUCAUGCGCAUUGAUCCCGCUUCUUAUUUGCCUGCUGAAAUCAUGACCCACAUUCUUUCAUACUUGGACCCUUCAUCUUUGCUGAACGCUGAGUUGGUCUCAAAUCUUUGGCAUUAUGAGGCAUCGUCGCCUCAUGUCUGGAAACCAGUUUUCCGUGCCGCUUAUCCCCGCCGCCCGGCUAGCUCUACUGCGACUAAGAGAAAGCAGCCGGCUGGCGUGGGCAAGUCUAUCCCGAACCAGGACUGGAAGCGCAUGUUUUUGGUCCGACGUGCUCUUGAUCAGCGUUGGAAAGAAGGCAAAGCUGCUGCCAUUUAUUUGCACGGACACCAGGACAGUGUAUACUGCGCACAAUUCGACGAAGAUAAAAUCAUUACUGGAUCUCGUGAUCGCACCAUCCGUGUGUGGAGUGCUCACUAUCCUUGGCCUUGUCUAAAGGUCAUUGGCCCCCCUCCAGGCGACCUCCCCGGAAUUGGACAAGUGAACAACCCGGCCCAGCAAGCCACAGGAAAAUCUCCCUUUCUGACCAUUUGCCCUCCGUCGACCCCCUUGGAGAACAUAAUUGCCCCACUGGACCGAACGCUAGACUACCACAGCGCUUCGAUUCUUUGCUUGCGAUUUGAUGAAGAAAUCAUGGUCACUGGAUCCUCCGAUUACACUUGUAUUGUAUGGGAUAUCAAGAAAGAUUACAAGCCGAUCCGUCGUCUUGCUGGCCACACCGCGGGUGUGCUGGAUGUAUGUUUCGAUGAUCGAUACAUCGUGUCUUGCUCUAAGGACAGCACAAUCUGUGUGUGGGAUCGUAAGACUGGCGAGCUCCUGAAGAACCUUGUGGGUCACCGCGGGCCGGUGAACGCAGUACAAUUGCGGGGAGAUCUUGUGGUGUCAGCAAGCGGCGACGGUGUGGCCAAGCUGUGGAACGUCAAGUCCGGCCAUUGUGUCAAGGAGUUCCCUAGCAAGGACCGUGGCUUGGCCUGCGUUGAAUUCAGCGAUGAUGGUCGAACUAUCUUGACAGGUGGUAAUGACAAGACCAUCUACCAAUUUGAUGCCAACACGGGUGAACUGGUCAAUUCCCUCCGUGGUCAUUCUGGAUUGAUCCGUUCACUCCACUUGGACAGCAUGAACAAACGCAUCGUGAGCGGUAGCUACGAUAUGAGUGUCAAGGUGUUCGACACAGACUCUGGCGAGCUAUCUAUUGAUCUCCCAGGAUGGACUACUAGCUGGAUGUUGAACGUUCAGUCAGACUACCGGCGAAUCGUCGCGACUAGCCAAGACUCGCGGGCCGUUAUCAUGGACUUUGGCUACGGUCUCGAUGGAAUCGAUCUAUUGGAGGAGUGA
Penicillium angulare is the source of this 2085-nucleotide messenger RNA. Its product is annotated as F-box/WD repeat-containing protein. Lineage: Eukaryota; Fungi; Ascomycota; Eurotiomycetes; Eurotiales; Aspergillaceae. The record is from RefSeq and is a predicted model, not a curated record. The transcript is spliced from 3 exons. Bases 1 to 2085 code for a protein of 694 amino acids. Gene Ontology annotation, molecular function: protein binding.